This is a messenger RNA of Formica exsecta, 7113 nucleotides long. RefSeq names its product hemicentin-1 (gene dpr12). The coding region runs from base 1031 to 1918 and encodes 295 amino acids. The transcript is spliced from 7 exons. Gene Ontology annotation, biological process: synapse organization. Gene Ontology annotation, cellular component: neuron projection membrane. NCBI's taxonomy places the organism in Eukaryota, Metazoa, Arthropoda, Insecta, Hymenoptera, Formicidae. The record is from RefSeq and is a predicted model, not a curated record.
AGCGGUUCGCGCCUGUGCAACGCGGGGGUGGCGAGGGACCGAAAAUCGAGGUGAAAGGAAACUCCGCGGAUCCAGCCUAAGGGUCUCUCCUAGGGCUGAUGCGUGUCGGCUGUGCCCCCUCGCGUGUGCGUCCUGCGAGCGCGAAAAAUUGAUAACCGCGCGCGCGUACGCACCCACGCACGCACACACACAUACAAAACACAUAUACAUAUAUAUAUAUAUAUACACGUGCAUAUAUAUAUAUAUACAUAUAUACAUACACGCGUGUAUACGUGCAUGGAUUCGUGACGUAUCGCCAAUAUUUUUAUUGCCUCGGGCGAUUGCCUUUUCCCUCUGCGCGUCGUCGCGACCCUCUCAUCGCCAAUUCGGGAAGAAAGACCAUCCGCGGCGCGCAAAACGGUAACUCGGAUCGCGUUCCUUCAUCGGAAUAAGUGACGGUUUGAUCGCGCGGCUACUUCCUCAAGUGACAUACUUUUGUUUUCGUGAGAGAAGAAUAACUCUCAUCGGUGAGCUGCUGGCUGCGGAAGGAAAACUGUGUGAUUUAUCUUCGAGGAGGAUAGUGUGAUUAUUCUCGAGUGUACGCGACAACCUGCGAGCGCAAGGGAGUUAUGCGAGUGUGACAUGCCAGUGUAUCAUCGUCGGGUGAAGUGACCAUUAAUAGCAGGUGUGAUCAAAGACUCGCGUCGUUUUUGUCGUAUGCGGCAUUAGCUAGCGCGAUCGCGAAGUGCGUAGUGACUGGCCUACGACGAGUGGUCUUGCCGCUGUAUCGCACGAUCAUUAGAGACCAUCCGGAGGAUCGAACCGAUGCGAGGGACAUCAUGUGUCCCCAAUUGCAGCCCUCGUUAGAGGGUUGAAUCGGCGAUUCCGGUGUCGCGCGAUCGGCCGACACGGAUCCGCGGGUGUUGUGCACGACGUGCUCGUCGGCGAUCGUCCGCCCGAGAACAUCCCUGCCGUGACGCGAGGUGAUCUCGCCGAGGACCAACCGUGUACCACAUUCCCGCGCUGCAAGAGGACUUGGAACCUCGCGAAGAUGCGGGACCGGCUCUCGUGGUACAUGGUCUUCCUGAUCCUGCCGACAAUCCUUUUGGCCAGGUCGCUCGAUAAGGAUCGACGCGUACCCUACAACAUACCGUCGGAUUGGAAAGCCCUCUGGUUCAGCAAUCUCGACGAGCUGCAGAGAGUGAACGAUGCGAACGACAACAACACCGUUUCCAACGUCACAGUGCAAUUGGGUGGCACCGCCUUCCUCCACUGCAAAGUUCGCAAUUUGGCGGAGAGGACCGUUUCCGAUGCCGAGAUAUCGUGGAUCCGGCGACGUGAUUUUCACGUCUUAACAAGCUCCAUGUUCACAUACACGAACGACGAGCGAUUUCAAGUUCUGCAUCCCGAAGGCUCGGACGAUUGGACUCUUCAAAUAAAAUACGUCCAGGACAGAGAUAACGGGACAUACGAGUGUCAGGUCUCGAGAAGUACAGGGAUACUGUCACAUUUUGUCAAUCUAAAUAUAGUGAUACCAGAGGCGUUUAUAUUAGGAGGCGAGGAGCAUCACGUCGAUGUAGGCUCUAUCAUAAGCCUCGUAUGCAUAAUAGAGAAGAGCCCGACGCCGCCGCAAUACGUGUUCUGGUAUCACAAUAACCGGAUGAUAAACUACGAUACCACGCGCGGCAGCGUGACCGUACAAACCGAUCCAGGACCAACUCAGAGCCGGUUGACGAUUCGCCAGGCGGUGGAAUCCGACACGGGCAAUUACACGUGCAGCGCCUCCAACACCAAGCCGGCAUCGAUCUUCGUCUUCGUCACCGAAGGUGACAAGAUGGCAGCGAUACAACGUCGCAAGACGUCGGCAGCGAAGAGGAAUCGGGCGGGCGUGCUGUUGCCGGCGUUACUCAUCGUAGCGGGCGUCGUUUUAGCGCGAUAAGCGUUUCACUUCGAAAUGUCCAUAACUAUUACACCAUUACUUCCGUUUGUGAUAGAUAGGAUAUUACUCCCGGGACUAUACAGAGUCCGCCCGCCCUCCUCCUUUUUCACACCUCCCGUAUCCCACCCUCGCCUAUUCUCGCUCUUCCCCAUCCAUCCCCCCGCGGGUCUUCUUCCUCCUCUCCUGCCUAGUUUCCCGUCUUCCAUUCCAUCUUCCUCCUCUACCCCCUCUUUCUUCGCUCGUACCUCUUACAUCCUUUAUUUACCUUAGUCGAGGUUGCCGCCGGCUGGACUACUUAGAUAUGCGAGAUUUUCGUGGAAGAUUGCGCGAUUGCCUGUUCCAAGUCAUUACGCGCGACGCGCAUGCGACUCGAAUUAUGUAAAUACUCGCCGGGUCGAAUACGCCACGACGACGCGGAUUACGUAGGCCAGGCCUGUCCAACUUCCGGGUACACUGCCAAUCGUUCACUCUCACCAGAUUCAGAUUCAGAUCAGACGGAUGGAAAACUCGUUUGGUUAGUACAAACGGAUCGAUCGCGUUAACAAGGUGAGACCAUAUUUUUCAAAAAUCGUGAUAAGGCGACGCAAAAUCAGAAAUCUUUAAUGUAUGUAUGUGUGUGUGAAAAUGAUGCAAGCGUAAACAUUGUUUCGUUUAAAAAUAACAUUUUUACUUUACAAUUGUUAUCGUUACAAGUUACAAUUUUAUUUCUUGUACUUGCAUUUUUCAGGAUAAUAUCAAACGUGAAUAGUUUACAUUAACUAAGGAAAUUUGAUAGAUUUUGGAAAUGUGCUGUUUAAAUGAUUAAGAUCCUCUUUGGAUAAAUCAAGAAUUAUAAGAUUUUGCAAUAAUGUAAAUGACAUAAUUUUAAUUAUAAAGUAAUAUAAUAUUAAAAGGAGCCGAAAUAUUAUCGUAGUAUAAAUAGACCUUUAAAUUCGAUUUUAUAUCACGAUAAAAAUAAUACAGAUUAAAUAGGAAUUUCAAUUAAUAUACAUAUAAUAGCAACUUAAUUCGAUACAUUUAUUUGCGGCGAAUAUCUGGUAUCUCGAGUUAAUUCUAGAAUAUCUAUUUCAGCUCUGUGCAAAUUAUUAAGUUGAUCCUAAUAGCAAUAAUACAAGAAUAGUUAUGAUAUUUAAUUAACGGUUAAAACAAUCACUUUACAGAUAUUUCGAAUCAGUUAUAUAUACAAUCUUUUCUUAAAUCUGCUUAAAUAACACAUUUCCAAAGUCUGGAGAAUUUCUCUUGAGGUACACCAUAUUUGCGAAUAAAAAUAAAAAGAGGAAAAAUAUAUGUGGAAAUAGCAGUCAAAACCAAAAUCCCCAUAUUUAGAUCGAAAUGCAAGGCAUAGGUCUCUGCUCGCGCUACAAUCUUGUAUUUCUCGUUUCUGUAAAAAUUGUUACGAAAAAUUGCUCGCUUUACAAGCGUGCGAGUUUAGCUCGGUGAUGUCGUCCGCCUCUUACAAUAUUAUGAUAGCGUUGCAAGACGGAGAUCGCAGCGUGUCACAAACGCGGAAACACGUUUAUUGCACGACACGGCGUCACACGCGAUUAUUGCACGUGAAACAAACGCGAACAAAGCGCGCAUAGGAUUGCAAUAUGCGGAUAGAGCGAGCGCGGCACGUCAUUAAAGACCGUCAUUAAGGCACCUCGCGGCUGCGUUAUUACAGCUUAUACUACUAGAUGGAUCAUCUGCUCGUCGUUAUAUCCAGGAAAGCAUCGAGAAAGUGAGAGAAGAGAGAAGAUCCCUACCAUCUCGUGGUUGCAACGUGGUAUUAAGUACGUUAGCAAUUGCCGCAAGUUUAAACCCCCAGCAAUAUCAAGGUAUAUUCUAUUAUAUAUAACUACUUUGUAUCUACGUAAAAUCACAUAUCUGUCCUUAAUAUUAUAAAUCUUUAUUUUAGUUACUAAUAUCUUUUAAAAAAAUCCUGUUAUGUAACGACAGAAAUCAUUAAUCGAUUGCACACACAUACUACAAUUUUUAUAUUUUUAUUAAUAAUGAAAAAAUAAGCAAAUUUUCUUAUAUUACACAGAGGAGAUAAAAAGAUGCUUCUCUCUCUACUUUGAUAAUACAAGUAAAGAAUAUAAAGUCGCACACACACUGUGCCAUGAAAAUAACGUCACCACGUGCGCCGCUGAAGCUGAAUAUUACUUUAUAUAUGAUUGCAAUUUCGCGUCCUUGCGCGAAACGUGCGCAUGAAUUUUAGAACGUCCUACAUAAGAAAAGUUAAACAAGUGGUAUCCAUACACACACACAUACCACUUUUCAGAAUGUUGAACAACCAACAUCGUGAUGUAUGUCGCAACGGCCGUUCUUUCGAGCCACGUGUAGCUCUGAUCUUAAAGUUGCACACGAGCGUAACACCGUCUCCCUUGUCAUUGAGCUGAACUACUUGAAGCAAACAUCUCAAGGAAGAAUAUAGUUUUACGGUGCACGUUCUUUUCUCUUUUAUUUCUUGACUCAUCUAUUAUUAUAUUAUCGACUUAUAUGAAGAUAACAAUUGAGACCACUUGCAAAAAUAUCAAAAUAUCUAAAUUCAUCAAAAUAGCAAUAUUAAAGAAUUCGAGACACAAUUGAACUAUUACAAUGAAUCUCUUUUUUUACUUUUUCGGAUUUUUUUUAAAUGACCUUAAUUAUAUAAAAUUAAGACAUGUGUGUGUAUGCGUGUGUGUUAUUGUAUGCAUAUAUGUUCUUCACAUUAUUUUUCGUGAAAAACAUCAGACCUGCGAUCAAUUUUAUCCGUAUUUACAUGUUUUUAUAAAAUCUUUUAAGAGCGAACUAAGUAUCCAUCGUCAAGUUUAUCGAAUUAAUUACAAGUUAAGUAUCGUCAUUGAGCAUUAAAUAGAACUUACAAGUUGGACAGGUUUGACUCGUAAGCUCACCGAGCGGCGGCAGAAACGUGUCAUUUAAAGGGGCCCCCGGCGUUUCUUUUGAGGGCCCACGAAACUAUCACGUAGCAUCGUUUUUUCUCGCCUGAAACACUGUACACAUCGGAUACACGUAGCGAAUAAGGCGAUAUUCAACGGUUCUUUCUGUAUAUCCUAAUUUAAGGCAAGAUUCGCGUGCAAAGAUACGAAAGAAAAUGUAGAAAACAGUAGGGUAAACGGUAUUUUUUGUCAGGAAUCGAAUUCUUUCUCCGCGUUAUCUUCGUUAUACAUAUGCGUUAUUCAGACGACAUGUCUCGAGAAGCGUUUCCUGAAAACGUCUUGCCCUUUCCAUGCGCAAAGGAGAAAUAUGUCAAGGAAAGCUUGCAAAUGGAUAAAAUUAUCCAAGGGUAUAUAAUGCGCACGUGUUUAAUCCUUGAGGUAUAUGUAACCACGGUGAAAUCUGAACGGUUCGUUGUAAACCAAUGAGAAAACGAGAGGUGUAGGAUAACGCGCGCAAUUAAAAUGUGAAACGCGAGUCCGAAUUCUUUAAAGUUUAUUUUAGACACGAAAUCUCACAUUUAAUAAAACUUUAUGGAUUUGAUAUUCAAUCUAUUUUGCGAAAGUCACGUACGUUGCGUUACCGAUAUUAUAUUCUUGAACACGGUCUUUAUGUGACGCAAUCUAUAUCAUAGCGAUUUAUUAUAGUAAAAAUAUAAUAUGCGAUUUAAAAAAUCUUGCAACUAAAUUUCUAUUCUUCGCAACGCGAUAGUGCGUUGCGAAGAAACAACAAUAAAAGAUACAACAAUAAAAAGAUUUAUUGUUGUUGGUAUUGAUAGAGAUAUUCAUCGGAAUAAUUACAUUCACUUGAAGUUUAAUUGACUUCUUGAUAUGGAUAUUUGACACUAAAUUAGCAUUCAGAAGUUAGAAAAGGUACGUAUUAAUUUUAAGAUUUGAAUUAUCUUUAUUUAUGAAAAUCGUGAAAAAAAUCUGCCAAAAAUGAACAUUCCAAUAAUCAUUAUUCAUGAAAUUACUAAUUCGAUUUUUCUCAGAGUUCUUGUCUUUAUUGCGUAUUUUAUUUAUUUUUUGAUAAACUCAUCGCUUUUCUCGAGUUGCUUAAAUCAGUUACGUCGAAAGCGGCUAAUAGUUUUACAAAGUAACGGUUCAUGCUCUAAUGGCUUUUAUAAUUCCCACGGUAAAAAGCAACAAUAUAGGAAAGCGUAAUAUUUCAGGAAUUCGCGUUCAAAAAUUUGUUUAAAAUUUACACGCUUUUAAUAUACGAGCAAAUAAAUGUAACACAUAAUAUCAUAAUUUCAACGAGAACUAUACUUCUGGACAUAAAUUAAAGCAUAUUAUAUAGACCCGCGUGCAUGAAAACUCGUAUAAAUCGUGCAUAGAAUUUGUGGAAUUUCUAUCUAUACAUCCACUGAAUCUAAAAUUUUAAUGAAGUUAUUCUGGAUAGAAAAGAAAAAAAAAAUUGUUUUUCGAGAGAUUUGGAAUGUCAUGGAAUUCAAGCUCGACCAAUAUCACAUAUAUUCGUCAUUAUAUAAACAUAUAUCGAAAGAUUUAAUUCGAUGUUACGAAAAUAAAAUAUAUUGUUAGAUAUUUCAGUCUCGCGGCGAUUUUCUAGCGAUAUUUAUAAAGAUGAUAUCGUACGUUGAGGAAUAUGUUUCGUACAGACAGUGCUAAUCUGUAUUCAUUAUUCAUUAUGCAUUAUUAAUAUGGGAAAUCGAAAUAUAUGGAACGCGAUAUCCUACUCGGAAUUUUACGAAACGAUUUUGCAAAAGAUUAGCCAUUGCUGUCAAAUGAUUUCCUUUGAUAACGCACGGAAUUCUUGAUCGUCUAAUCGUGAUAAAUUUACAGUUACAGCUUUAUCGCUCACGUUAUUUGAAAUUCAAGCAGUCUACAAAGCGGUUACAGAAUUCAACAAAUUUUACGACCUUUCCGACAAUUCCCAAUCGUCCCUUACAAUCUCUUCGUUGCUAUAAGUUAAUAGAUCCUUUACGUGUAUUACUUAGAUCGUUCUGCUAGAACCAAAUCGCUUCCGUAUAUUGUAUGAAAAAGAAAAAGAGAGAAAGAGAAGAAAAUAUGUACAUGAUAGAUUUUAUAUUCAUUUAGAGAUUUUUACAUUCGCACGCUAUUUAUUUUAAAUCUGUUCUAGUAUGACUUUCUAUAUCAAUUGAUUAUUUUACUUACCAGUUACGAUCGUAAGAAUAUUUCAUAUUUUAAUUAAUAUAUGACGAAGUAUAUAGUCAACAUUAAUUUCAAAAUAUUUGAUUGCAAACAAAAUGUGUUUUUACAUACAUUUCGAUCUUAAUUAAAUUAUCUCUUAAAAUA